AUGAAGAUCAACGUACGGGUCGUCGACCUGCAGGACGAUAGCCAACACACGGUCAUAGUGGAGUCAUGGGAGACGGUGAAAACUGUCAAGACUCUGAUCGAAGAGAAGACGGGUAUCCCUGGACCAGAGCAGCAUUAUUAUCUUGGAGAUCAACUGAUCGAGAACUCGAUGCCAACAGAACAGUUGCGGAAACGAGCACAGCUGGAGGGCCGGCUCCCGCCCGACGACGGUGACGGAGUAAAUCUGGUGGAGGUAAAGAUGUAUGCGGGCAAGGAACCUAUAAAUUUCCACGAUCUUUUCUUUCAAGACGUUAUCAAAAAGCUCCAAACUCACGAGAGGAUAAUGAAACAUAUAACCGUUCGGUUACGCAAGAAAGACGACGACACAAAGUACUAUUUCUAUGUCGACAUCGCGUUUCUGACCGCUGAGACUCUCAAGGCGGAUCUGAUCAAGAGACUUGGACCAUCAUCUUUAACGGGAUUGACCGCUGACAACAUUUUAAUGUAUAUCCGACAAGAACAGCCCGGACGCCCGCUAGAGGGGCUGCAAAUACGCGAUUGCAUCGGAACGCGGAGGGCAAUCGAAAUCGAAGUCUAUCCCAUGAACCCAGAAGUUCAUGUCGUGUGCAAAGUCAAGAAAUGGGGAUUAUGCACCCAAGAACAAUUCACUAUCAGAAUCCAGGACCAUCUUCUGCUCAACGAUCUGAAAGAAAUAUUGGUCACCCGCCUCCGAAACUUGACAAAUCCUAAAAUUCUACAUCGGGACUACACUGUGGGCGGCUUGAAGUUCAAAUUGAACGGCAUAUCCAUCAAUCCAACCAGCGAAGCGUCUCUGAAACGGAAGUAUGGAAUACCUGCGGGAGAAUUGUGGCUCCGCGCCUUCAACCUGAACGAAGGCUCCCUUGUUGUCAUUUCUUUGUGA
This is a messenger RNA of Neospora caninum, 921 nucleotides long. RefSeq lists its product as hypothetical. Lineage: Eukaryota; Apicomplexa; Conoidasida; Eucoccidiorida; Sarcocystidae. Gene Ontology annotation, molecular function: protein binding. The coding region runs from base 1 to 921 and encodes 306 amino acids. The record is from RefSeq and is a predicted model, not a curated record. The transcript has 8 exons.